Trichosurus vulpecula (common brushtail) is the source of this 4610-nucleotide messenger RNA. It is a transcript of the gene RAVER2, whose product is annotated as ribonucleoprotein, PTB binding 2. Gene Ontology annotation, molecular function: mRNA binding. Gene Ontology annotation, cellular component: cytosol. Lineage: Eukaryota; Metazoa; Chordata; Mammalia; Diprotodontia; Phalangeridae. The record is from RefSeq and is a predicted model, not a curated record.
AUGGCGGCUGCCGGGCCGGAGCGCGAGGCGGCGGCGGAGCCCGAGGAGCCGGGGCUGGUCCCCGCGGUGGCCCCACAGCCCCCGCCCGGGGCUCCCCCAGCGGCCGAGGCGCCCGCGCAGCCCGAGCCCCGGGAGCCCCCGGAGCCGCUGGAGGCCGGCGAGGUGGCGCGGAGGCUGCAGAGGACGCGGCGGGAGCUGAGCAACCGCAGGAAGGUGCUGCUGCGGAACCUGCCGCCCGACACGCACAGCCAGGAGGUUCAUGAUUUGCUGAAAGACUAUGAACUAAAGUAUUGUUAUGUGGACAGAAACAAAAGAACAGCUUUUGUUACCUUAUUGGAUGGGGAGCAAGCCCAAAAUGCCAUCCAGACAUUUCACCAAUAUUCUCUUCGUGGAAAAGAGAUAACUGUUCAGCUCCAGCCCACAGACGCUUUGCUGUGCAUCACCAAUCUGCCCCCUUCUUUUACGAUAGAAGAAUUUGAGGAACUGGUCCGGACAUUUGGCAAUAUUGAGAGGUGCUUUUUGGUCUACAAUGAAAUCACCGGCCAUUCCAAGGGCUAUGGAUUUGUAGAGUACAUGAAAAAAGACUCUGCCGCCAAGGCGAGGUCAGAACUGUUGGGUAAACAGUUAGGAGGCUUCACUCUCUUUGCACAGUGGAUGGAUGUGAAUCAGCUGGCCACAGAUCUCAUUCAUUCUAAGUGCCUAUGCAUCGAUAAACUCCCCAGGGACUUCACGGACUCCCAAGAACUCCUGCAAGCUUUCUCCUUUAAUCAUAAGCCUGUGUUUGGUCAGUUGGCACAGGACGAAGGGAGCUAUGCAGACGGCUUUGCAGUCAUUGAAUAUGAAACGGCAGAGCACGCUGAGGAGGUUCAACAGGUGACUGACGGGAUGACGCUCAAGGGAAACCAAGUCCAGGUAUCCUUCUGCGCCCCGGGAGCGUCUGGACGGAGUACUUUAGCUGCACUGAUUGCUGCCCAGAGAAUGAUGCGCAAUAAUCGAAAGGGUUUACUUCCAGAGCCAAAUCCAGUCCAGAUCAUGAAGAGUUUAAACAACCCCGCCAUGUUGCAGAUUUUGCUACAACCACAGUUACAUGGACAUGCUGCAGUUCUCGGAGCCCCUGCCAGUUUGUCUCAUCUGGUGAACCCAUCCAUCACCCCUGCAUUAUUGCAGUUGAAUAAAAUACACCAGCAGAAUUCAGUUAUGAGCAAUACCUCUCGUUUAUUGCUUCAGAAUCUCUCUUACUUACAACUGGCCCAGCAACAGCUAAUGAAGAUUGAGAAUAUUCAUACAAACAGCAAGCCUGGAUUACUGGGUGAACCUCCUGCUAUGGUUCUUCAGACGGCGUUAGGAACCGGGGCAGCACCAUCCCUGAAGUCAGAAUUGGGGCACCGGGGAGAAGAACAUAAAACAGGAGCAGGGAUCUUACCGUUCUUUCCAAAUCAGCACAUGGUUGGCCAAGGUGGGCCAGGGCCAAGCACUCCUCAGGACAAACCAUCAGCCAUGUUGGGAUCGCCAGAAGGAACCGUCUCAGGGCCGCAGACUUAUCUUCCGGGCUUUACAAAUCCUGCUGCUGGAGGCUUGGGGACGGGUCAGCCCAGGCAACAAAAUCAGCCCAAAAGCUCCGAAGCAAGUACAGGGACUGUCUCUAAGAAUCAGACUUCGCUUUUGGGGGAACCACCAAAAGAAAUCCGGCUUAGUACCAAUCCGUACUUGAACUUGGCGAGUGUAUUGCCUGGAGUUUGUUUACCAGGUCUCUUCACCUUUAAGAAACGAAAAGCGAGGCUCCUCAUACCUCAUUUCUGCCCCCGAAGGGAGCUCAGUGGAAUUUGCUGACCAACAUUCUCAGGGCACAGGAGGGUAUUAUGCAGAAUCCUACUUAAAGAAGAAGCGCGUCUACUGAGGUUCCCUCCAUCGGUCGGUCUUCCCGUCUGCUCCGCGUAGCUCAUUUCCAGGACCUCUGCUGUUCAUCGCUGCCUUAAAGUCGGCCAGACUAGCCAUCUCCUUGGAAAAAAAAAAACAGAUCACCGUUCCCAGGAGGAACGUUGAGUGCUUCACAGAUGGCAGAUUUGCCAAAUGAAAAUACGAAGCAAUAAUUUUAAAAAAGAAGACAUCCACUGAGACCAUUUCCUGCUAGUAUUAGGUGCAUCCCAAAUAAUGCGUUAAACUUAUCAUAGAUUGCUGAGAUUAACAAUGUCCCUUACUUUCUGACUACAGAAAUCAAUUUUCCGAUAAUCAUUUUGAUACAUUCUCUAAUCGUCUAAAGCAAUAAAGAGAAAACCCUUGUUUCCUGAGCCUUAGAAGGGGAGUCUAAUGACAGGUUGAUUUUUUUUUCUUUUAUUUUACCCUGUAAGCCAAUGUUCAUUCUGACCUGUUUCCACUAGCUUCCUUUGUAGGUGUGAGAUAUCAUGAUGUAGCAGGAAAAGCACUGGAUUUGGAGUCCAAGGACCUGGAUUCGAGUCCCAACUACUUCCUGUUACCACUUGGUUGACUUUAGGCAUACCUAAAUUCCCUAGUUUCCUCAUCUUAGAAAUGAAGAGGUUGGACCCAUUGACCUUUAAAGUUCUUUUGAACUCUUAAGUCUAUGGUUGUCUGAGCUUUUCCCACAGUUGUAAAAAAGCAUGCUUCAAGCAGCAGCCAUGACUUUGUUUUGAGAAAGCUUUAUGUACAAAAAGAAAUUCCUGGCAUACAAUCAGCUUUGCAGCACAAACUCCACGUUGAGACACACAGGUAGUGUGAUUGGUAGAUGAUGGUUAGCCAUAGCUUUAUUUCUUUUGUAGCUAUCUUACUUUGAAAGUAUGAGAAUUAUUUUGCAUUUUAAAAAUCACUUUUUUUUAACUUACAUGUGAAACAGUGAAAAACAACUAAAUAGUCUAGAAUCACUUUUCUUUUUCUAUCGUAAUUGUUAAAAAACUCAUUUUGAUGAUGUUGGUACCACUUCUUUUGGCUUGGGUAAUCGAGGGAGCUGGCUAACUUCAGCUUGGUUUUAAAGGCUCUAGAGACUUUGGGGGAAGGCCUUUGCCCUUUGGCCCUCUGAAGUGUCCGUGGAUUUGAAUUGGUCCAUACUUCCUACCCCUUAAAGAAUUUUGACCUUGAUUCACCACAGACUCGUGGUUGGCAGGGAGGCCAAGGCUUCCUAAAAGAGAGCUGAGGCACAAAGUCACUCAGCCACUAGCCACACGAGCCGUCACUUUGGUGGCCAUCUCCUUCCUUCUUCCAAAGCAGUCAGGCGCUCAGCAUCUUCCUUCCUGUUACCCCAUGAGACAAGUGAGUGCUUUGGCAAAAGUCAAAGCGCCACAUAAAUGCUAGUUAUUAUUAUCAUCGUUACUGCUCUGAAGGAGCCUACUGUGGUACCAGUAUUUAUUACCUCUUUGGUCUUGAGGAUCAAAUGAGGUAUUUGUAAAGCGCUUAGCACAGUGCCUGGCACAUAGUAGGUGCUUAAUAAAUGUUUGUUUCUCCUCUCCCUCCCCCAUGAGCCUAAACUUUAAUUCACGAUCUUCAGUACAAACCCUCACCUGUACGGUAACUGACAGUACUGCCACAAUGUCUGAAGGAUACAGGAAGCCCCUGCAAUCCAGAAAGUUUCCAGAUGUGUGAGAUACAAAUGCGGUAAUUGAUCACACAGACCCUGGCUCUUUAAGGAUUCCAAGCUUGUGCAAAAUGGAAUUAAAGGUGUCCUCGGCCAUUUUUCAGAUUUUUUAUUGAGACCUGAAGAAAAUCUGCCCUGUUUUCAUUAUGUCAUAUGGUGUUGAUGCUUCAUCAUGCUUUGUGUACUCUGUAGAGAAUUUUAAUUUGCUUACCUUCCUGCCUAUCCUUAAAUUGCAUCUGUUUAAUUCCAGCAUGUAGCCAAGUGCCUUGCACACAGUAGGCACUUAAUAAAUGCUUGUUGAUUGAUCAGACAUUUUGCAAAUUAAACUAAUGGUGUAGUUACGUAGCUCUUUCUUCAACUUGCAAAUGAUUUAUCAAGUGAGGCUGGGACUAGAUUCAUGAUUUCAUUGAUAAAGGGAACUCCCGGUGGAGAAACUUCCUCUACCAGUGAAGCUGGCAUAUGGGCAUCUGCUGCAGGUCAAGUGGUCUGCCCAGGGUCACCCAGCAAGGAGGGGGGGUGCAAAUGGAGAGGAGAGCGUUGAACACCAGGUGUCCUGAGUGCAACCCUACCAUGCUGUCUCUCAUACUGAGCAGUAUAAUGUGAUUAUUCAACAACUCGCUCACAAUUGAUCUAUGUCCCAUGUUUUCCUCUCCCUUGUUCCUUCCUGCCUUGCACUGAAUGUUUUCAGGGAUCAGUAGCCCUUCUCAAGAGAAGCAAACAGGAAAGCAAAAAAGGAAAACUCUAAAAUCAGGACUGUUAACAAGCAGCUGCACAGACCCAUCAAAGUUUGUUUGUGGAGAGGAAUGAAAACCUGGCCUAAAACACAGAGUUGGGGUUACUGGGGAUUUUUUUUUUAAUCUGGGCUAUUCCUAUUGCUUGUUACUACUAUAAUCAGUCACCUGGCCUAUUACUGGGGGGUGGGGGGAAUCCAUAAAAAUUCUGUAUUAUAGUUAUUUUUCUAUGUAAUCAAACUAAAAUGCUCUGUGUUCAUCAAAUUCUUAAUAUUAAAAAGACAUAUGCAUGUCAA